Molecule: messenger RNA, 3180 nt
Organism: Rhinichthys klamathensis goyatoka
Lineage: Eukaryota; Metazoa; Chordata; Actinopteri; Cypriniformes; Leuciscidae
Gene: p4htmb
Product: prolyl 4-hydroxylase, transmembrane b
Exons: 9
Coding region: 554-2041 (495 amino acids)
Biological process (GO): peptidyl-proline hydroxylation to 4-hydroxy-L-proline
Cellular component (GO): endoplasmic reticulum
Molecular function (GO): procollagen-proline 4-dioxygenase activity; L-ascorbic acid binding; iron ion binding
Source: RefSeq, a predicted model, not a curated record
AUGUAUAGCCAAGAAAGCUGUCAUAUAAAUUCAAAUUAUUAUAAGCAGACACUACAGGAUCUUCCCAACACGGAUUAUGAGGAGAACGAAUUUCAAAAUGGUGCUUCGGCGCAACGGUUCGCAGGAUAAUAGAAGCUGCGCAGUUGCUAUAAUCACGCGUCUCGAUGUAAACAAGAGAGUGAAAUUUGACAACUGGAAGUGCUGAGUAAGCCAGAGAGUGUCAUGCUACCACAAACCGGAGGUACGCUUAUACUGACGAAAAUAAUUGUUUCCAAAAUGUCUUUAUCCGUAGUUUAAAGCAGCGAGUUUUAUCGAAAUUAUUUUGUAUCUGUUCGUGUAAGUUAGUUAACAAUCUUUUUACAAAGGUAGCAGUUAGUGUUUUAGCAGCUAGUCUGCUGCUGAUCUCUUCUGAGUGACGUCUGUUUUAAUGCGGGGUUUUUCUAUCUGUCGAAUACCUGCCAAAUACCAGCUAUACAUUUUACCAUAAUAUUCUUUUGAAAACAGAUUUAAACAGUGUUUUUUAAACCGACCAAUAAAAGUGUCGUCUGCUAAAAUGAUGGAACCCCAGGACAAUAUUGAAGAGGAUGACACCGCAUCAUCAGCAUCAGCAUCCCCGCCACCCCGGUCUCUGCCCCGUCAGCGCGUCUCUCUGCAGAAGAGCAGCGUGUGUUCUCGUUCUUACUUCAUGGUGGUGAUGGUUUUCUUCCACGUUUACAUCAUCAAUGUCAUUGCACUUCUGCUGUAUGUUCAUUAUAAUAACGGCUCUAACACAAGCACGGCAAACCUGGAUUUUACAAACAGAGAUAACAGUCAUAAAGUUACCGGACCGUCAGAUGCGCAGACCCCUUCAGACUCGGGCUUCCCUCGAAAUAUGUAUCUUCCUCGCAUUGAAGGAAUACGGGUGGGACAUGUCCAAAAAGUGUCACUGGUACCAGGGAAAGUCCAUGAAAUGAAGACACUCAGUCUAAAGCCCCUUCUGUUUGAGAUCCCUGGCUUUCUAUCAGAGGAGGAGUGUGGUGUAGUUGUGCGUUUGGCUCAGCUGAAGGGUUUGAUGGAGAGUCAGGUUAUGGUCCCUGAAGGUCAAGAGGAACUUAAUCAGCAGCUUAACCUCAGUCCUGAGGAAAUCUUCAAUUUCCUUGACCUCAACCAAGAUGGCCAACUACAACCUCAUGAGAUAUUGACACACUCUCGAGUGAGAGAUGGAAUCUGGUUAACUUCUGAGAACCUUAAGGAAAUCUAUGAUGGCCUAAAAGUUGAUCAGGAUGGAAAUGGUCUCUUGAGUUUAGAGGAGUUUGGGCGUCUGAGAAGUGAUGCCUUUCAGCGUUUUCUGCUACAACGUGGGGUAGAAAGGAGCCAGCUGGUGAGGAACAGCAGACACACCUGGCUCUACCAGGGUCAGGGAGCACAUCAGGUUCUUCAAGACCUCCGCAAAAGAGUCACUCGUUUAACACGACUGCCAUCCUCUCUGGUGGAGUUAAGUGAACCUUUACAAGUAGUGCGCUAUGAGCAGGGCGGCCAUUACCACGCUCAUCAUGACAGUGGGCCUGUGUACCCUGAAACAACCUGCACACACACUCGCCUUGCUGCCAAUACCACCUCCCCAUUCCAGACUUCCUGCAGGUACAUCACGGUUCUGUUUUACCUUAGUAAUGUAGAAGAAGGGGGGGAGACCACCUUUCCAGUGGCAGAUAAUAGGACUUAUGAAGAAGUGUCACUGAUACAGAACGAUGUGGAUCUGUUGGACACCAGGAAGCAUUGUGAUAAAGGCAACCUGAGAGUGAAGCCCAUUAAGGGGACGGCAGUUUUCUGGUAUAACUAUCUCUCCGAUGGUAGAGGUUGGGUGGGUGAACAGGAUGAGUAUUCUCUUCAUGGUGGCUGUGUGGUGACACGAGGGACUAAGUGGGUUGCCAAUAAUUGGAUCAAUGUCGAUCCAGACUACCAGCGACAGGCACGCUAUCAACAAUUUGUUUCUCAACAAGAGACACAAGAGCAAGAAGAACUGAACUCAGACCAACACAUUGAAACACACCAAGACUUGUAAACACACACAUAUCCAGGUACAACAAUGAACAUAUAUACACAUUCACUUCUGUGUAAUGAUCUUUUUAUAGUCCCUCACUUUCUCUUUCACACACAUGGCAGAAAAUCACUAUACACACACGCCUUUGCAUCACUCAAACACCCUGAAGCACUGACGACCUCAUACCAACAAACACACAAAAAUACACUCAUCCUUUGUAUAUUUUUAAUCUGGUUCACUCUUCCACACAAAUGCACACUAUAGAAAUGUAGCCCUACAAACAUUUCCUCGUAUUCAGAAUUGAAUGAGCUUUACCCAGCCUUCAGCGGUCCCAGUGUCUGAACUGGAACCUGUGUUGGGUUGGAUUCAGGGAUAAACAGCCUGAUAUUUAUGCAAUUGUGAAAGACAAUGCUACUGUUCCUAAUGUAGAUAUUUGAAGGCAUUAUUAUUCCCAUUAAAUGGGAAUGCAGCCAUAUUUGACAACUUUGUUUACAUACAGAUUGACACUCUACUGUACCUUCCAAAGGCCGUACACCGCAGCUAAGCGUUAAAUGCAGUGAUAGUAAAUAGAAGAGCAUCCGAGAUGUGUAUCUCUUCCCUGGUGGGAUGAUAGUUAUGACUAGCGACUUUGGCAACCUCCAGCAAAUAAAGCACAGUCAGUGCUAAAGCAACUUCACAAUUGUGGGAGGAUGUAGUGUGUAUGUGGCCAAAGAAUGUGUAAAAUAUAUAUAUAUAUAUAUAUAUUGUUGCUUUCUACUGAAGUGACAUUUUAACUGACAUCAAAAUCACUAAACACUUUGGUGUUAUCUGCAGGUGCACUCAGCAUUAACUAGUUGUAGUUCUGUCAAUGGAGUACAGGUUAGUUUAUUAUCAUAACUAGUAACUAAAAAUAAUUAAUAGUUUUAACCUAUGUAACAUCUAUUCAGCCUCCAUCUCUGCAAGGACGUUUCUUACACUUAUUCCCGCUCAGAUAUUCCUGAAAAGAAGCAUGUAAACUUGCACAAUCUUGUAUGAUUUGAUUAUGUUUUACUUUGUUAAUUGCAAUGCAUCCAAAGACUGACUGAAGUUAACUUAUUUUAUUUAUUUGUUGGAGUUAAAUAAAUCACAUUGUUGCUGUUAAAAUGCACAGAAUCACUUUGUUGAAUAAAUUAUUAAAAUGA